Nicrophorus vespilloides is the source of this 1305-nucleotide messenger RNA. Its product is annotated as trypsin-3-like. The coding region runs from base 7 to 1116 and encodes 369 amino acids. The record is from RefSeq and is a predicted model, not a curated record. The transcript is spliced from 2 exons. NCBI's taxonomy places the organism in Eukaryota, Metazoa, Arthropoda, Insecta, Coleoptera, Silphidae. Gene Ontology annotation, molecular function: serine-type endopeptidase activity. Gene Ontology annotation, biological process: proteolysis.
CGAAAUAUGUUUAUUUGGAGAUUAUUCAUUCUAUUUACGACUCAAUAUUUCGCGAAAUGUUGUGAUUCUUAUUCGAGUUUCCUACAGACGACGACAUUCUCGGAUAGUUUUGUUGAAGUGAAAAAUUACAAUAAUUGUAUGUGCGUUCCAUAUUGGCAAUGUAAAGAAGACUUUAGCGGUUUGGUGGAGGAGGAUGGAUCGGAUAUAUUAGAUAUACGUGUUUUUCGGGAUAAUAGAAAGGAAACAGAUCUAUCCGCUAGUUGUACUGGUGAUUUCGACGUGUGUUGUAAAGUAGAAUGCGGCCGAUUGAAUAACGGAUUGAAAUAUGCCAGUCCAAAGUUUAGGAUACUUGAAGGUGGUGGAAGCGUGGCGGAGUUUGCUGAAUUCCCGUGGAUGCUUGGUUUACUACAAAAUAGGGCUUAUGUUUGUGGUGCAUCCUUAAUUCAUCCGCAAGUCGCCAUAACGGCGGCACACUGUGUUUCGAAUCUGGGUAAGUUUAAGGUUCGUGCAGGCGAAUGGAACUGGGCCAGCAACAAUGAGCCGAUUCCACAUCAAGACCGAUUCACUAAAAGGAUAAUCAUUCAUCCUCACUAUGAUCCGUCCUCCUUGCGAAAUGAUAUAGCAAUACUAAUUUUGGACAACCCACUCAAGCUCACAGAGAACGUGGGCGUAGUAUGUCUACCACCUUAUGCAAAAAGAAUGAAGACCAGGAGGCGGUGCACUGCUAGUGGGUGGGGCAAAAAUUCGCAUACAGUGGGGACAUACCAAUCAACGUUGAAGAAAGUCGACUUACCAAUAAUGCCAAUAGAAAAUUGCUUGCACAGUCUACGGCGAGCCCGACUAGGGGCUAGCUUCAAUCUUCACUCAAGUUUUAUUUGCGCAGGGGGUGAAAUGCAUAAAGACACGUGCAAGGGAGAUGGCGGUAGUCCGUUGAUAUGUCCAGUGAAUGACGAUUUCGACAGAUACGAACAAACUGGUAUCGUUUCCUGGGGUUUAACUUGUGGCAUACAAAAUACACCCGGCGUUUACGUCAACGUAGCCCUAUUUACCGACUGGAUUGAUGAAGAGUUGAAUUAUUACAACUUCGACACUCAAAUUUAUAAAAUAUCUGAGUAGCUUCUUCUAUAUUAAUUUAAAAAAAGCAAAAAACAAAUUAAAGGAUUGUUGCAUUUGUAUAUUAAAACACAUCCCAUUAGAAACAAAUGUAAUAAAGUCUAUUUCAUUCUCACACCUGAUUACAACAUCAUCUAUUCAUUACAACUGUGAUAUUGUAGUAAGGACAAUUUAAUAAACAAUUCCUAAAUA